Venustampulla echinocandica is the source of this 6741-nucleotide messenger RNA. RefSeq names its product Carbamoyl-phosphate synth. Lineage: Eukaryota; Fungi; Ascomycota; Leotiomycetes; Helotiales; Pleuroascaceae. Bases 1 to 6741 code for a protein of 2246 amino acids. Gene Ontology annotation, cellular component: cytosol; cytoplasm. Gene Ontology annotation, molecular function: dihydroorotase activity; carbamoyl-phosphate synthase (glutamine-hydrolyzing) activity; aspartate carbamoyltransferase activity. The transcript is spliced from 3 exons. Gene Ontology annotation, biological process: UTP biosynthetic process; L-glutamine metabolic process; L-citrulline biosynthetic process. The record is from RefSeq and is a predicted model, not a curated record.
AUGCCCGCCCCAAUCUAUGCCCCAGUGGCUGCCAAACUUCUCGACGCACCAAGCGAAGGAUUGAUCAGCCUUGAGUUGCACGAUGGGGUCGUCUUUCAGGGUUAUAGUUUUGGAACCAAGAAGAGCGUUGCGGGGGAAUUGGUCUUCCAAACCGGCCUGGUGGGGUACCCUGAAUCCAUAACGGACCCUUCAUACCGGGGCCAGAUUCUAGUUAUCACAUUUCCCUUGGUUGGCAACUAUGGUGUCCCCUCGCGAGACACCAUGGACGACCUCCUCAAAGACCUGCCGGCCCAUUUCGAAUCCUCCCAAAUACACAUCGCCGGUUUAGUGGUAGCGUCAUACUCGGGAGAGGACUACUCCCAUUUCCUUGCCACCUCAUCAUUAGGCACAUGGCUAAAGGAACAAGGAGUCCCGGCGAUGUAUGGCGUUGAUACUCGGGCGUUGACGAAAAGAAUUCGUGAGGAGGGAAGUAUGCUAGGUCGCAUGCUCCUUCAGAAGGAGACGGAAACCCUCACAAAUGGGCUCUCUAAUGGCACUUCUGCUGUUACAUCCUCCAAGGACUGGAGAUCUCACUUUGAGGCGAUAGAGUGGUCAAAUCCUAACGAAAAGAAUCUCGUAGCAGAUGUGUCCAUACGAAACCCCAAACUGUAUACACCACCCCCCUCGAGUGCCCUGCACCAUCCCUCUGGCCGGCCAUUACGUGUUUUGUGCCUCGACGUUGGCUUGAAAUACAAUCAAUUGCGCUGUCUCUUGCGACGAGGAGUGGAGGUCUUGGUGUGCCCAUGGGAUUAUGACUUCCCAGCCCUUGCUGGCAAGGAUUAUGAUGGGCUUUUCAUCUCGAAUGGUCCUGGUGAUCCAGCGAUGAUGGAGAAGACUGUGAAGCACAUUGCGAGUGCAAUGGCAGACAACCGAACACCCAUAUUUGGUAUUUGUCUGGGCCAUCAACUUCUAGCAAGAGCCGCUGGCGCCAGCACCCUUAAAAUGAAAUUCGGAAACCGCGGGCACAAUAUCCCAUGCACGAACAUGUUGACUGGAAAAUGUCACAUUACCUCCCAGAACCACGGUUAUGCUGUCGAUGCCAGCAGUUUACCAGCGGAGUGGACUGAGCUUUUCGUCAACGCCAACGAUGGCAGUAACGAAGGUAUCCGGCACAAUACCAAACCAUACUUCAGUGUGCAAUUCCACCCCGAGAGCACGCCGGGCCCGCGAGAUACCGAGUUUCUUUUUGAUGUCUUCAUCAACACGAUCGUGAGCACCGUCGCGGAGAAGGACCUGCUCUCGGCCCCCGUUCAUUUCCCGGGAGGAGAAGCCGCUGAAAACGCAAGACUCAAUCCGAGAGUCGAUGUCAAGAAAGUCCUUAUUCUGGGUAGCGGCGGUCUCAGCAUUGGCCAGGCUGGAGAAUUUGACUACUCUGGAAGUCAAGCUAUCAAGGCCUUGAAAGAGGAGGGAAUCUAUACCGUCUUGAUCAACCCUAAUAUUGCGACCAUCCAAACCUCCAAAGGCCUAGCCGACAAGGUGUACUUCCUGCCUGUGACUGCGGACUUCGUGCGCAAGGUCAUCAUCCGUGAACGACCCGAUUCAAUAUAUGUAACAUUCGGAGGUCAAACCGCUCUUCAGGUCGGCAUCCAGCUCAAGGACGAAUUUGAGGAGCUUGGAGUUAAAGUUUUGGGAACACCUAUUGAUACCAUCAUCACCACCGAAGACAGAGAACUCUUCGCUCGAAGCAUGGAGUCCAUCGGCGAGAAGUGCGCAAAGUCUGCAUCGGCCAACACGGUGGAAGAAGCUAUGCAUGUAGUCAAGGACAUUGGAUUUCCAGUCAUUGUUCGUGCCGCAUAUGCCCUCGGCGGACUUGGUAGUGGCUUCGCCGAUAACAAUGCCGAAUUGCUUGAUCUCUGCAACAAGGCUUUCGCUGCUAGUCCCCAAGUCUUGAUCGAGAGAAGUAUGAAAGGCUGGAAAGAAAUCGAGUACGAAGUUGUUCGAGAUGCGCGAGACAAUUGCAUCACGGUGUGCAAUAUGGAAAAUUUCGAUCCCCUGGGAAUCCAUACUGGAGACUCGAUUGUCGUGGCUCCAUCCCAGACGCUCUCUGAUGAAGACUAUAAUAUGCUGCGCACAACGGCAGUAAACGUUAUUCGACAUCUCGGCGUCGUCGGCGAAUGCAAUAUCCAAUAUGCUCUCAAUCCAUUCUCUAGAGAAUAUUGUAUCAUCGAAGUCAAUGCAAGAUUAUCUCGAUCUUCGGCUCUUGCGUCAAAGGCUACCGGUUAUCCACUGGCCUUCAUCGCAGCCAAGUUGGGUUUGGGAAUUCCUCUGAAUGAGAUCUCGAAUUCCGUAACCAAGGUUACUUGUGCUUGUUUCGAACCUUCCCUCGAUUAUGUCGUGGUAAAGAUGCCUAGAUGGGAUUUGAAGAAGUUCACUCGCGUCUCUACCCAGCUUGGCUCCUCCAUGAAGAGUGUUGGUGAAGUCAUGAGCAUUGGCAGGACGUUUGAAGAAGCCAUCCAAAAGGCCAUCCGAGCAAUCGACUUCCACAACCUUGGAUUCAACGAAACCAAGGCUCUUAUGUCGAUAGAUGAUGAACUCCAAACGCCCUCAGAUCAGCGCCUUUUCGCCAUUGCGAACGCGAUGCACUCCGGAUAUUCUGUCGACAAGAUCUGGGAGAUGACCAAGAUUGAUAAAUGGUUCCUGAGCAAACUCAAGGGACUGAGCAAUUUCAGCAAGAUGAUGUCAACGCUCACUGCCAGCACAGUUUCAAUCGACCUCCUUCGACAAGCAAAGCAACUUGGAUUCUGCGAUCGGCAAUUGGCCAAAUUCUGGGGCUCAAAUGAACUGGCUGUGCGACGUAUGCGAGUUGAAGCGAAAAUCGUGCCAGUCGUGAAGCAGAUCGACACGGUUGCCGCUGAAUUUCCCGCGUUUACAAAUUAUCUAUAUCUGACCUACAACGGCUCAGAAAACGAUAUUACAUUCGACGACCAUGGAGUAAUGGUUCUUGGUUCAGGUGUUUAUCGCAUCGGCUCCUCAGUGGAGUUUGACUGGUGUUCCGUUCGAGCGAUUAGAACCCUUCGUGAAUCGGGCUUCAAGACGGUCAUGGUCAACUAUAACCCGGAGACCGUAAGUACUGAUUACGACGAGGCUGAUCGACUUUACUUUGAGAACAUCAAUCUCGAGUCCAUCCUCGAUAUUUACCAACUGGAGUCGUCGAGCGGUGUCAUGAUUGCCAUGGGUGGCCAAACGCCAAAUAACAUUGCACUUCCUUUGCAUCGUCUUAAUGUCAAGGUUCUGGGCACCUCGCCAGAAAUGAUUGAUUCAGCCGAGAAUCGAUACAAAUUCUCUCGUAUGUUGGAUCAAAUUGGAGUGGAUCAACCUACCUGGAAGGAACUUACGAGCUUCGAGGAAGCAAAGGACUUCUGCAAUGCAGUCACCUACCCUGUCUUGGUCCGUCCUUCAUAUGUUCUUUCUGGCGCAGCUAUGAACACGGUGUACUCCGAACCGGAUCUUGAGGCAUAUCUUCAGCAGGCGGCUGAAGUGUCCCGAGAAUUUCCCGUUGUUAUCACCAAGUAUAUUGAGAAUGCAAAGGAGAUCGAGAUGGACGCAGUGGCCAAGGACGGAGUGAUGGUUGGUCACUUCAUUUCAGAGCAUGUUGAGAAUGCUGGUGUCCAUUCUGGUGAUGCAACUUUGAUCUUGCCUCCUCAAGACCUCGAGCCCACUACCAUCAAGCGAAUUGAAGAGGCAACACGCAAAAUCGGAAAUGCAUUGAACAUUACCGGUCCGUUCAAUAUCCAAUUCAUUGCAAAGGAUAAUGACAUCAAGGUCAUCGAAUGCAAUGUUCGCGCAUCACGAUCGUUCCCAUUUAUUUCCAAGGUCAUGGGCGUUGACCUUAUUGAGAUGGCCACCAAAGCUAUAAUGGGCGUCCCUUUCACCGAGUAUCCUCCAACCCAGCUACCUGAUAAUUGUGUCGGUGUAAAGGUGCCUCAAUUCAGUUUCUCGCGCCUGUCCGGUGCUGAUCCAGUUCUUGGUGUGGAGAUGGCCUCAACUGGUGAAGUUGCUUGCUUUGGUGUCAACAAAUACGAGGCAUAUCUCAAGGCGCUGCUCUCUACCGGCUUCAAACUGCCUAAGCGGAACAUUCUUCUCUCGAUCGGAUCAUACAAGGACAAGAAAGAAAUGCUCCCAUCUGUAGUCAAGUUGCAGAAACUAGGAUAUAAAAUCUUUGCGACAGCUGGUACGGCCGAUUUCCUCCAGGAGCACCAGGUCCGAGUGCAAUAUCUCGAAAUCCUUGGCAAAGAUGAGGAUGACCAAAAGUCAGAGUACUCUCUUUCGCAGCAUCUCGCGAACAAUAUGAUUGAUCUUUACAUCAAUCUGCCUUCGAGCAAUCGUUAUAGACGACCAGCAAACUAUAUGAGCAAAGGUUAUCAGACACGACGAAUGGCCGUCGACUAUCAAACACCUUUAGUGACGAAUGUCAAGAACGCAAAGAUUCUCAUUGAAGCUAUUUCUAGACGCUUUGAACUGGAAAUCAGCAACUUUGAUGUUCAGAGCAGCCACCGAACCGUCGUACUACCUGGUCUGAUCAACAUCGCUGCAUUUGUCCCUGGAAUUGCCACGGUGAACAGCCAUGAUUUCCAGACCGUCACAAGCGCAUCUCUCGCUGCUGGCUUUACCAUGGUUCGUAUUAUGCCUCUGGGGCUAGAUGGCUCGGUUACAGAUGCUGUAGCUCUCGAGACUGCUCAACAGAACAGCAAGCAGGGCGCAAGCUGCGAUUACAACCUUUCCGUCGCUGCAACGUCAUCAAAUGCUGAUCAGAUCAGCCAAGUCACUAGCGAAGUUGGGUCACUGUAUAUCCCAUUUAAUCACCUGUCGGACAAUAUCAGUAAGGUUGCUGCGGUCAUUGCGCAUUUUGAAGCCUGGCCUUGCUUCAAACCCAUCGUUACCGACGCUAAAUUGACUGAUCUUGCAUCUGUUCUGCUGCUCGCCAGUCUCCAUAACAGAAAGAUCCACGUCACCAGUGUUACGAACAAAGAUGACAUCAAAUUGAUCGCGCUUUCCAAGCAGAAGGGAUUGCAAGUCACCUGCGAUGUCUCGGCAUAUGCACUUUUCCUCACGCAAGAUGUCUACCCUGAGGCGAAAAUGCUGCCAACCGCCGAGGACCAGAAGGCACUGUGGGAUAACAUGAGCAUUAUUGAUGUCUUCUCGAUCGGAACCCUCCCCUAUUCUCUCGCACAUGCUGUAGGAGAGGCACCAAAUGCUGCUAUCGGGAUUGCCGACGCAUUACCGCUUCUCUUCUCCGCUGUGGCUGACGGAAGAUUAACCGUGGAUGAUAUCAAAGCUCGCCUCCAUGAUAAUCCGAAAGAGAUCUUUGAGCUCCAUGAUCAGAUCGGUGCUUCUGUUGAGAUCGAGAUUGAUCGACCAUACAAGGCAGCGCCUUCUUCUGUGUGGUCUCCUUUUGUUGGCAAGACUAUGCGUGGAGCUGUUCAGCGAGUUAUCUUCCAGGGUAAAACUGCAUGCCUCGAUGGCGAGCUCUGCCCUGGACCAACUGAUGGGAAGGAUAUGUCUUCGCAUUUGAUUGACUCUCACCUGGUAACGGCCUCUCCAGUCAUCAAAGCAACACCUGGGUCACCCGUCUUCACUCCUCGACCGGACAGCUCUCAUGGACAGCGGUAUUCAUUACUUAGUGCAGCCGCUAUCCGCCCUGCCAUCCGAUCGCGAUUCGUUGACGGCGCUCCUGCCUCUCAAUUGCCUCAGCAAAGAUCUACUGUAGAAGAGCCAAGCUCCCCAUUAUACGGACAGCCCAGUCUCGCACCAUCCCUUCACCAAUUGCUCGCUCAGUCGCCAUUCAAAAACCAGCAUAUUAUCUCUGUCAAUCAAUUUGCACGUCAAGACCUCCAUCUGCUCUUUACUGUGGCACAAGAGAUGCGUCUCGGUGUCCAAAAAGAGGGUGUGCUGUCAAUCCUGAAAGGCCGACUCCUCUGCACCAUGUUCUAUGAGCCGUCGACUCGCACUUCCGCUUCCUUUGACGCCGCAAUGCAACGGCUUGGCGGGCGCACCGUCGCAAUCGCAACUGCUCAUUCCAGUACGCAGAAGGGGGAGUCUCUUGCUGACACUGUUCGGACCCUGGGUUGCUACGGAGAUGCGGUCGUCCUCCGUCAUCCAGACGAGAGUAGUGCCGAAACAGCAGCCAAGUUCUCCACGGUCCCGAUCAUCAACGGCGGCAAUGGUAGCAAAGAGCAUCCCACACAGGCAUUCCUUGACCUGUUCACCAUCCGUGAGGAGCUCGGUACUGUAACGGGGCUCACCAUUACUUUCACUGGCGACUUGCGAUAUGGCCGAACCGUGCAUUCUCUCGUUAAGCUCCUCCAGCACUACGACGUCCAGAUCCAACUUGUAUCGCCUGAAGCUCUAUCUCUGCCCUCGGAAAUCAGAGAUCUUAUCAAGUCCAAGCCGGGUCAACUCCUCAUCGAAACCAAUGAACUGACUCCUGACAUCAUUUCCAAGAGUGACGUUCUAUACUGCACCCGUGUGCAGAAGGAGCGAUUCGAAGACCUGAAUGAAUACGAGAGAUUGAAGAAUAGCUUCGUCAUCACCAAUGAUACAUUGAGGAGCGCGAGAAGUCAUUUGAUCGUUAUGCAUCCACUGCCUAGAAACCAGGAGAUCAGUGAAGAAGUUGACUUUGAUCAAAGGGCAGCGUAUUUUAGACAGAUGAGAUAUGGACUUUACUGCCGCAUGGCUCUAUUGGCAUUGGUUAUGGCACCGUAA